Messenger RNA from Aphanomyces astaci, 1460 nucleotides. RefSeq lists its product as hypothetical. The transcript has 8 exons. Bases 15 to 1310 code for a protein of 431 amino acids. NCBI's taxonomy places the organism in Eukaryota, Oomycota, Saprolegniomycetes, Saprolegniales, Verrucalvaceae. The record is from RefSeq and is a predicted model, not a curated record.
GCGCAAUCACGACCAUGACCGACGCGAUGGCAGCCAAGGCGCGCCAAGACGGCAAAGCAGCCGGCAGUCCCAGCUCCCGACAGUACAGUACGGGCAAGCCGUCGUUGGUUGGUCUUCGGCAGGACAGUCCCAUCUCAUCACCGCCUCGAGCCUUCGCCAUACAAGGCAGUGUCAACCAAGCUAGCGGAACACAUCCCAUCAGCAGUGGCAAUGUGAAUGGUAUCGUCGCGUCUCCUACGAAGAUAGCGGGUACCAGUCCCUCCCGUCCUCCUAUCAUUCACUUUCCCAUCGACAUUGGACCCACUCCCACCACCCCCUUGUCGAAGCGCAGAAGCAGAAUCCGUCCUCGCAAGUCGGCAGCCCCAGAGCCCCCCCUCCUCCAUCCCAUCUCGGUCGUCCAGCUAUCGCCAUCGCUCUCAAAUGCCCUGCCGUCGUUCGGCUUGCUGUCGCUCGACGACUGGCUUGCCACGUACGAGCACGACGCGAUGCAGUUUGAAUCGUUGGGGGCGUUUGCCGAAAUCAAGCUGCAAGAAGCGCUUCGGCUUUGUUCCAAGUUUCCGCACCCCAUGAAUCGAUUCCGCGCCGCGGUCGUAUGCAACUUGCUCGAGCGCGUGGCGUUUGCCCUAGCAACGUCCGACACGUUCAAACGAUACCAGUGGAGCAUCUUUGCCCUCCGCGACGAGUUGCUGCGCAUGAUCUUGUCGGACCUCGCCGACGACGACGUCGUAGCGUCGAAGGACACGCACACGCCCCGCGCCAUCAGCUUUUUUAUCCAGAAAAUGCCUUAUUUUAUUGAACUCCGCCUUGAAAAUGACAAGAAAGACCAAGAUUUCAACAAACAUCAAGCAGUGCUGCAAAAGCUGAUCCAGUCUAUGUUCAAAAGUAUCGGGAGCGUGUUCCAGGCGUGGAAAAUGUUUGCCAAAACCAAGCGCGAGGACCGAUUGAGCAAAAAAGCAGCCAAAAUCACGAGCACGAUCCUCGCCAAGCGCGGGCAGGGCCGCCUCGCGUUCCUCUCGUGGGCGCGGUACUGUCUGCAAACGCGCGUGAAAAAGCUGCGCUUCAAAGAAGUGCAAGUGGAACGAGAGCAUAUGCUCCGGAUGGGCGACCUGAAGAAGCAAUUGAGUCAGUCCAACGACGCGAUUGCGCAUUUGAAAGCGGAAGUACACGUGUUGCGGACGGCCCAAAACAAGGAAACAGGGGACCAAGUGAUUUUGGAAGAAAUGCAAGACGACGAAGGGGACGACGACAUUGAUAGCACCACGACGAGGCUCAACAUGUCCUCCAGCAACUCGUCGUCGUUUCGGCGAUGACUGACACACACCUGGCAUGCCUGAUGUAGCCACGGUAGUAUAGUUCUAUAAGACCGUGGAUCCACGCGUGAUUCCAUAGAGACUGCCGUAUCAACAGCUAUCUAACUGUGUAGUCCAACAUAUAUGACGUGGGAUUACCAUCCAAGUGCC